Molecule: messenger RNA, 771 nt
Organism: Rotaria sp. Silwood2
Lineage: Eukaryota; Metazoa; Rotifera; Eurotatoria; Philodinida; Philodinidae
Source: the annotation of a GenBank genome assembly
AUGAUUGGAACAGCUGCCAGUUUAAAUCAAGAAGCCUUUAAUCUGGGUUAUUAUCAACUGACACCUAUUGAACGACGUUUAUUAAGUAACAUUCUUCAUGCAUAUCUCGUUAUUCAACUUGAUCUAUCCAUGGGUUAUGCUUGUGUAUCAACUCCUUGUUCUUUAGAAGAUUUUAGUCAAUGGGCUUGGGAACAAUUCCCACGUCUUCUAACUUGUUUCAUUUAUUUAUGGACCAAUCACCACACAUUAAUUGGUUCUUGUGGUGAACAUUGUUCAAAAUGUCUAAUUGCCGAUGGUCACCAAAAAGUUCGAUGCCGUAUUUGUGCUUUCAAAGACGUCAAAGUGGAAACAGAAGAAAUGAAAGGACUUGUGAUCGGAUGUUGUCGAACUCCUGUUCGGCAGUCUCGACUCUGCCAACUUCAUAAUAAAGAAACAGUAUUUUCUGUAAACGAACAGUCAAAACCUAUUGUUAAAAAGAAAAGAAUUAUCCGAAAAUUUAUUUGUCGAUUGUCCAACAUGCUGAAUAAAAAAAAUGGUCAUUUGAAUUUAACCGGUUGUCGUACAGUUAAGGAAAGAUCUGAUCAAUAUGUUAAAAAGUGCACCAGAUCCUUAGGAAUAAUAGCUCUCGUUUCUAAUUGUCGAAUAAUUACUUCUUUUAGCGAACUAUACAGAUCGGAAACUCUUCGAGAGAUUAUUAAUCUUUUUGCUAUCACCAUACGAGGUAUAAAUUCGUUUCAAGUUAUUAAUCUUACUUUUCUUAAUAUUUUAUAG